Molecule: messenger RNA, 900 nt
Organism: Neoarthrinium moseri
Lineage: Eukaryota; Fungi; Ascomycota; Sordariomycetes; Amphisphaeriales; Apiosporaceae
Exons: 2
Coding region: 1-900 (299 amino acids)
Source: RefSeq, a predicted model, not a curated record
AUGCGCACCUACGCUGGUCUAUGGCGGAAACGGCAAUUCAUACCCUGCUGGGUCCUUCAGGGUAUUUCUGUUGCCAUCCUGGGCGUUGUUGCGAGCUUGCUUGUCGGCGCCAGCACAGUCGUCCUGGCAAUGGGAAAAGGUCACGAGGGAUUCUCGUGGCUGGGCUACUCCGUCGAUGACCUAGCCAGAGUUGCAGUAGUGGUCGGUUCCAUCUUGCUCGUUUUCUGCAUUGUUACAUUAGCGAUGUGCAGUGCUGAAGUGGCGUUAUACAAGACGCGUAAACUCAGCCCCGUGAUCCUAUUGAGUUUUUCUUGUGUCAAGACGUUCAUAUGGAUCGUCUAUUUUGUGGCCGUACUUUUGGCCGCCGCGAAAGGUUCGCCUAGUGCACUAGAUCUGAUCAUUGGCAUCAUACUUGUCACGACAAGCAUUGGUCAAGUGGUACUCUCUGUAACCUACACACUGAAACAGCGCAAAGGAUUGCUCGACCGCGGGGACUAUGCCGACGUCGAGUCUGGCGGCGCACGAAAUAUGGCUUCCCUUCCGAGAAGCAACACUUGGCGGAAAUCCAUCCCAGCCAUCACCGUCAACUCGCGAGAGUUGACCGAUACCGGGUAUGAGAGCUAUAGAAACUCGGCAGUAAGCGUGAGCAAGCACCGAGAUUCGGAGGACUCAACCGCUGCGAUCGAACUCGACACUCGGACAAUGGCAUCAUCGAAUUACGAAGAUUCGGCAUGGACACUAGCUAGUCCACCUACGAGUCCGGGAUUAACAACCGUGUUAUCACAUCCACCAAUCAAGCGAAUGUAUUCGCCAGCGGAGAUAUCUGAUGACCUUGAUCGAGUGGACCUGGCUUUGACAGGAUACUAUGGGGUCGGCCUUGAGGGCCAGACGAGAAGAUAG